Molecule: messenger RNA, 1477 nt
Organism: Sorghum bicolor (sorghum)
Lineage: Eukaryota; Viridiplantae; Streptophyta; Magnoliopsida; Poales; Poaceae
Product: zinc finger CCCH domain-containing protein 44-like
Exons: 3
Coding region: 175-1098 (307 amino acids)
Molecular function (GO): metal ion binding; mRNA binding
Source: RefSeq, a predicted model, not a curated record
UACCCCAUUAGCUGCGGCCGCGCGUCUCUGGUUCGCUCGUGCCGUUGCGCUGCGGCUCGCAAGCCUCUCUCUCCUCCACCCGCACACGCCGCCCCCGCGGGAGCGAAACCCUAGCUAGGGUUCUGCGCCGCCGCCUUCGAUCCAGACGCGGGCACCCUUCUCCGCGAGCCCGCCAUGGACGCCGGGCGCAAGCGGACCGCGCCGGAGGCGGGCGCCAACGGCGCGGGCGGCCCGAAGCGCGCGAGAGAAUCGGAGACAACUCAAAUGGGUGUAGGAAGCAAAUCCAAGCCGUGCACCAAAUUUUUCAGCACGGCUGGUUGUCCCUUUGGUGCAAGUUGCCAUUUUCUCCAUAACUUCCCGGGUGGCUACCAGGCGGUUUCAAAGAUGACCAACUUAGGUGGACCGCCUGUUCCGGCUCCACCAGGAAGAAUGCCUAUGGGACCUGGUGGCCCUGAUGGGCCACCUUCACCUGCUGUGAAGACUCGCAUGUGUAACAAGUACAACACUGCAGAAGGAUGUAAAUGGGGGAGCAAGUGCCACUUCGCUCAUGGAGAAAGGGAGCUUGGAAAGCCCCUGCAGAUGGACAACUCAAUGGGAGCUCCUCCUCCAAUGGGGCCAGGGCCCAACGGUCACUUCAUGCCACCACCAAUGCCUCACCUAGACAUGGUUCCUCCUUCCACCUUCGGUGCUUCAGCCACAGCCAAGAUCAGUGUCGAUGCAUCCCUUGCUGGCGCCAUCAUCGGGAAGGGUGGUGCCAACACAAAGCAUAUAUCCCGAGUGACUGGGGCCAAGUUAGCCAUCCGGGACAAUGAGGCUGAUCCCAACCAUAAAAACAUUGAGCUUGAGGGAACAUUUGACCAGAUCAAGCACGCUAGCGCAAUGGUCACAGAGUUGAUUGUCCGCAUCAGUGGUAAGGCGCCUGGCCCACAAGCCAAGAAUAACCCAGGAGGCAGGGGGCCUGGUUCUCAUGCUGGGGGUCCUGGAAGCAACUUCAAGACCAAGUUGUGUGAGAACUUCAACAAAGGCUCCUGCACCUUUGGGGACAGGUGCCACUUUGCCCAUGGCGAAAGUGAGCUGCGCAAACCUGCUGCUGCUUGAUAGGUAUGCUUAUUGUGCCCUGUGGUGAUUACUCUGCCUGUAUGGCUGAAUAACACCAGAACCAAGGACAGUCACCCAUGGUGAAAUGUAUUGAGCCUCAUGCUUCCUGAGAUAGAUCCGUUCCGUGGCUUGUAUUUGAUCAUCUUACUGCUGUAACUCUUUGAUAGAGAGAAGCAAUGGCCUGUCUUCUAGUUUUUGUAGGUUUGCCGUAUUGGUCUCCCUUUAUCUUCCCCCUGCUUCUGAAUCCUAUUUCUGUAUCGUUUCUUAGGCACUUUUGGCUGGCGGAUCAUUGUGAUUCUGUUAACUUGAAUAGUUGCUAUUGAUGUUAUCCGUUUGUGAAUUCUUAAUAGCUCUUUUGAAAUCCAGAUGUCGUUAACGA